This is a messenger RNA of Lactuca saligna, 432 nucleotides long. Lineage: Eukaryota; Viridiplantae; Streptophyta; Magnoliopsida; Asterales; Asteraceae. The record is from the annotation of a GenBank genome assembly.
AUGAAUAAGGAGCACCACAGUACUAGUCAAGUGUACUCGAAACGGAGGAUCGCCAACAAAUAUUCAAUGGAGUUCAAUGAUAUCCACAUGAACGUAACCCACAACCCGCAAAGUGGUGCAAAUAAAGUGGAUGUCAUAGCAAAAUGUCGUCAAAUUAAUAAGGAAAAAUCCGGAAAAUCUUUUACAAAUGAAGCGCUUUGGGGAGUCGUGAGGAACAAACCAAAAUGGAUGAAUCUAAAAAAAAUGUUGAUGAUUUUGCGGGUAUGUCCAAACGAAGUAGAACUUCCGAGUCAACCCACCAUCAAUCUUCUAAUGCUCAUAUCAGGAUUGACCUCAACAACGAUGAUCCAUAUGAAGCUCCAACUCGUCCUAUGGGACGAGAAAAAGCUAAAAGGUGGUCAAAGUUCAUCGAAUAAAUAUAUAAAGCAAUGA